CCUCUAUCCCAUGCUGCGGAACAACCAGGCAGCAACGUCAGAAACCAAGGAAUACCCAAAAUUAUUGCUUGUGAAUACAGAACCCUCCCAAUACACCCAGAUGAGCCGGCCCCUAACACCCGAAGCCGAAUCGUUCCGAGUGCAAAUCAAAGACAUCAUUUCAAAGGCAGAUGACGGUACUAUAAACAAUGUGGAUCGUCUCGAGGCUCGUGAUGGGCGAAUACUAUAUGUAGGGGUGCCUCUCUCGAUGAAAAUCGGUGACCUAAUGAAGCACUCCGGGUUAUCAGCUGAAUGGGGCUUUACUGUCUUCACUUUCUCUCAUCGGAGGGCAGUGCAGAAUCCGGAUCGGAGUAUGUGGCUGGUCCCACUGUCAGAUCGCUCAGAAUUGAUAUGCGGUGGAUCAUUGAAGGAAGGCUCCCUUACGCAUGUCACGGAACCGGAACCCAUUAUUAAUUCAGGAUCCACGGUAAUAGUUUUCAUGAAGUUUAAGUGAUAGGGGUUCUUUUGUUUUCACCAUCCAUAUGUGUUCAUGUGCCCAAGGCUUCCCGGCCUUUGCUUCAGCGUAGGCAGACCAGUCAGUUGACCCUUCAUUCGUGUUACGUCUUCCCUUAAAAGAGCAUCAAAUUGAACCCAAAAAACUGCAAUAUAAUUAUUCAGCGUAUUUAACCUCGCAAUCUCGGCUAAGGCGCUCAGAUUUGAAGAUAAGAAGUGUCAUAUGGUUGCCAAUGUCCCGCCCCAGGCCCAUCAUUAAGAUUCAUGGUGCUCGUAACCGGUAGCAAAUUUGAAUGAUGAUCCUCUUGCCUUUGAAAAUAAUCCGACGAUUCUCCAGACUCUUCAGUCACAACCGCUCCAUGUAAGAUGGUCCGCGUC
This is a messenger RNA of Aspergillus sclerotioniger CBS 115572, 870 nucleotides long. RefSeq lists its product as uncharacterized. NCBI's taxonomy places the organism in Eukaryota, Fungi, Ascomycota, Eurotiomycetes, Eurotiales, Aspergillaceae. The record is from RefSeq and is a predicted model, not a curated record. Bases 11 to 493 code for a protein of 160 amino acids. The transcript is spliced from 2 exons.